AUGAUCAACGAGCAGGUAGUGAAGCUCAAGUACUGUUUCACCUGCAAGAUCUUCCGGCCACCGCGCACCUCCCACUGCUCCCUUUGUGACAACUGUGUGGGUAAGGACUGGUGACAGAGGGGGGCGUUCAACAUGGAACACAGACGGGGGGGGGUCAACACACUGACAUUUAUUAGACUGAAUUAUUUAGACUACUACACAGCCUGUUACUGAGGUUGUUUUGUUGAACAGUCUAUCGGUCUUAUAAAGAGGAUGUAUUAGUGUUCUCCUCCAUAAAGAUGCUGAUCAACUCUGAAAGCAGGGCCUCUUAAAAUGUGAGACUUUUUUUCUACAUUUCAUUCAAAUGUAUUUUCCUAUUGAAAGGCGCUUGAGAUCUUGGCCUCAAUGUCAAUGAGAUGUUCUUUGCCCUAUUGCUCUCUCCUUCCCCCUAUCGCUCUCUCCUUCCCCCUAUUGCUCUCUUCUUCCCCCUAUCUCGCUUCCUGUCCUCCAGAGCGAUUCGACCACCAUUGUCCCUGGGUGGGGAAUUGUGUUGGGAAGAGGAACUAUCGUUUCUUCUACACCUUCAUCGUCUCUCUGUCCUUCCUGACAGCCUUCAUCUUCGGCUGCGUCGCUACACAUCUAGCACUGAGUACGUAGUCUACACAGCAGAUACAUCUGGCCACUGCCCUGGCUUGUGAUAAUUACGGAACUGUUGAGUGUAUCCUGAUAUCAUCCUGUCAUGAUAGUCAUGGUUUUCUGUAACAAUCUUAAAUUGUUCUGUCCUCAGGGGCACAAGGAGGGAGAGGCCUGAUGUUUGCUCUUCAGGAGAAUCCAGCCAGAUAUCCUUUUACCAAGACUCUGUGUGUCUAGGUUAACCUAUCAGAUCCCCUCAUAAUACCACUCCCUGCCUCGCGUAGUGUGGUGUUAGGGCACCUAAACUGUCAUUCACUUUAGCUUCUUGGCUGUAUUGCAGAAUAAGAAUGAGUCUCUGUCCAGCUGACGUCUCUGGUGAUAUUUAGAUACUCAAACCAUAAAUGUUGUCCUUGACUUUUCUUCCUGCACUGCUGUGGAGCUGGUGAUUUGCUUCUUUUCAGUUUGGUCGAUCUUGGGCCUCUCAGGCUUCCAUACCUACCUGGUUGCUUCUAACCUGACCACAAAUGAAGAUGUGAGUAAAUGCCAAGGAGUGUGAUGUCUGUCACCUCUGGGAUAUGUGUGAUAAACCUAUAGAUGUUAUAUACUUUAAAGGUUCAAUGCAGCUGUUUUUAUCUCAAUAUCACAUCAUUUCUUACUGUGAUUGUUUUAAAUUAAAAUGGUCAAAAAGACACAUAGCUUCUUAGCGAAGCACAAUUCCUCAAGCAAGAAUUUAUCUAGGACUGUCUGGGAGUGGUCUGAGUGGGGGGGGGUAAACGGAAAAUUGGCUCUUAUUGGCAGAGAGGUUUGGAACUCUUUCUUAUUGGUCUAUUAACUAAUUUACUGCAUGGUUGUGUCACCAUGGAAGGCCAAAACUCCAUCCCACCAAAACAGGCAAACAUUUCACUAAAAGGGCAUUAUCAUAAUUUUCACAAUCAUAGCAUUAUUCUAACCUUAUAGUGUGGAAAAUGUGUGUCUACCUACGUAUGUAUGUAUGUAUGUAUGUACGUACAUACAGUGAGGGGAAAAAAGUAUUUGAUCCUCUGCUGAUUUUGUACGUUUGCCCACUGACAAAGAAAUGAUCAGUCUAUAAUUUUAAUGGUAGGUUUAUUUGAACAGUGAGAGACAGAAUAACAACAAAAAAAUCCAGAAAAACGCAUGUCAAAAUUUUUAUAAAUUGAUUUGCAUUUUAAUUAGGGAAAUAAGUAUUUGACCCCCUCUCAAUCAGAAAGAUUUCUGGCUCCCAGGUGUCUUUUAUACAGGUAACGAGCUGAGAUUAGGAGCACACUCUUAAAGGGAGUGCUCCUAAUCUCCGCUUGUUACCUGUAUAAAAGACACCUGUCCACAGAAGCGAUCAAUAAAUCAGAUUCCAAACUCUCCACCAUGGCCAAGACCAAAGAGCUCUCCAAGGAUGUCAGGGACAAGAUUGUAGACCUACACAAGGCUGGAAUGGGCUACAAGACCAUUGCCAAGCAGCUUGGUGAGAAGGUGACAACAGUUUGUGCGAUUAUUCACAAAUGGAAGAAACACAAAAUAACUGUCAAUCUCCCUCGGCCUGGGGCUCAAUGCAAGAUCUCACCUCGUGGAGUUGCAAUGAUCAUGAGAACGGUGAGGAAUCAGCCCAGAACUACACGGGAUAAUCUUGUCAAUGAUCUCAAGGCAGCUGGGACCAUGGUCACCAAGAAAACAAUUGGUAACACACUACGCCGUGAAGGACUGAAAUCCUGCAGUGCCCGCAAGGUCCCCCUGCUCAAGAAAGCACAUAUACAGGCCCGUCUGAAGUUUGCCAAUGAACAUCUGAAUGAUUCAGAGGAGAACUGGCUGAAAGUGUUGUGGUCAGAUGAGACCAAAAUCGAGCUUUUUUGGCAUCAACUCAACUCGCCGUGUUUGGAGGAGGAAUGCUGCCUAUGACCCCAAGAACAUCAUCCCCACCGUCAACCAUGGAGGUGGAAACAUUUAUGCUUUGGGGGUGUUUUUCUGCUAAGGGGACAGGACAACUUCACCGCAUCAAAGGGACGAUGGACGGGGCCAUGUACCAUCAAAUCUUGGGUGAGAACCUCCUUCCCUCAGCCAGGGCAUUGAAAAUGGGUCGUGGAUGGGUAUUCCAGCAUGACAAUGACCCAUAACACACGGCCAAGGAAACAAAGGAGUGGCUCAAGAAGAAGCACAUAAAGGUCCUGGAGUGGCCUAGCCAGUCUCCAGACCUUAAUCCCAUAGAAAAUCUGUGGAGGGAGCUGAAGUUUCGAGUUGCCAAACGUCAGGCUCGAAACCUUAAUGACUUGGAGAAGAUCGGCAAAGAGGAGUGGGACAAAAUCCCUCCUGAGAUGUGUGCAAACCUGGUGGCCAACUACAAGAAACAUCUGACAUCUGUGAUUGCCAACAAGGGUUUUGCCGCCAAGUACUAAGUCAUGUUUUGCAGAGGGGUCAAAUAAUUAUUUCCCUCAUUAAAAUGGAAAUCAAUUUAUAACAUUCUUGACGUGUUUUUCUGGAUUUAUUUGUUGUUAUUCUGUCUCUCACUGUUCAAAUAAACCUACCAUUAAAAUUAUAGACUGAUCAUGUCUUUGUCAGUGGGCAAACGUACAAAAUCAGCAGGGGAUCAAAUACUUUUUUCCCUCACUGUACAUACGUAUCAGUGGCGGUUGGUGCCGUUUAAGAUGAGGGAGGAUUUCUUUAUUUUUUAUGAGCAUGGUCUUAUUUCUAUUACAGCAUAUUGGAUGACUGUCAUUCAUAUUCAAUUCAUCCAGUUCAAUGUAACAUCGAUAGAUUUAGGCUACUACGUGAUACUCAAAUUUUCCCUAUAUCCAUCACGAGGUUGCUACAACCUAGCCUAUGAAUGAAAGUUUACAACGUAGGUGCACACAGGUCGAGAGAAAGAUUUGAGGUGACACAGUGAAACAUGGACAGACAGUGACACAUUCAAUACCGCCUUGCACACUCUUGCCUGCAUCUAGCUGAUCUAGGGUGUAAUCAAUAGUCCAACAGUUGCAAAUGAGUUUCUAUUGGACAAAUUCAGGUAUGUUUAUCCCUGUUCCAUUUGCUUCCAUAUAAGAAAUGUUUUUCAACACAAUCGGUGGAAUGAAUACACCCCUGAUCAUACUUUUACAUUUUAGUCAUUUAGCAGAUGCUCUUAUCCAGAGCAACUUACAGGAGCAAUUAGGGUUAAGUACCUUGCUCAAGGGCACAUCGACAGAUUUUUCACCUAGUCGGGGAUUAGAACCAGCGACCUUUCGGUUACUGGCACAACGCUCUUAACCACUAAGCUACCUGCCGCAAACAGCCAAAUAUAAACCGCUCGUUGUAUUCCUUCUCGCAUCAACGCGCUCCCCUCACCUUUUCCCUUCGCUUCUGGACUUCAGUGCACAACACAUCAGCUGUCUGUGACCAGGCGAAAAAACCUUUCCAAACCAAACCUUCAUAUCAUAACAGCUACACACAGCUUACAUCGUUGUCACCAUAUUAGCUAAAGUAACAUCAUAGUCAACAUAGCUAAUAUAACUAACUCGUUAGUAAACCCGCUACAAUCAUGCAGUACAGUCAGUAAGCAAUUAACAGUUGCACCAAAUUAGUAAAACCAAAAGCUUACCUUGACUUGGAAGAGUUCCAGUGUUGGAUAGUCAUAGCCAGCUAGCUAACAUAGCAUCCCUCUCUGUUUGAGCCGGGUGUGUGAGUAGGCUAAAGUAGCUAGCUGCAUUUGCUACCUAAGUAAAUGAAAGUGAAUUGUUUUUAAAAACAUAUUUUCUAAUAUAGCUCUUUUGCUCCUCCAUUUAUGAGGAAAUUAAUUUGUUCAACUAUUGUCUUUCUCUCUCUUUGAGUCAACUACUCACCACAAGUUAUGCACUGCAGUGUUAUCUAGCUGUAGCUUAUGCUUUCAGUACUAGAUUCAUUCUCUGAGCCUUUGAUUGGGUGGACAUGUCAGUUCAUGCUGCAAGAGCUCUGAUGGGUUGGAGGAUGUCCUCCGGAAGUUGUCAUAAUUACUGUGUAAGUCUAUGGGAGAGGGUGAGAACCAUGAGCCUCCUAGGUUUUGUAUUGAAGUCAAUGUAUCCAGAGGAGGACGGAGCUAGCUGUCCUCCGGCUACACCGUGGUGCUACCCUUCAGAGUGCUGGUCACGCUACUGUAGACCUUCAUUGCAAAACAGUGUGUUUUAAUCAAUUAUUUGGUGACGUGAAUAUAUUUAGUAUAGUUUUAUCUAAAAAGGAUACGUUUUUAAAGGUUUCAUUAUUUUUAAUAAAUUCACUGAGGAGGAUGGUCUUCCUCUUCCUCUGAGCCUCUCUCUCUAUAUAUAGAGACAGACAGACACAGUCAAGUUUGGACACACCUACUCAUUCCAGGGUAUUUCUUUAUUUUUACUAUUUUCUACAUUGUAGAAUAAUAGUGAAUACAUCAAAACUAUGAAAUAACACAUAUGGAAUCAUGUAGUAACCAAAAAAGUGUUAAACAAAUCAAAAUAUAUUUUAUAUUUGAGAUUCUUCAAAUAGCCACCCUUUGCCUUGAUGACAGCUUUGCACACUCUUGGCAUUCUCUCAACCAGCUUCAUGAGGUAGUCACCUGGAAUGCAUUUCAAUUAACAGGUGUGCCGCCUUAAAAGUUAAUUGUGGAAUUUCUUUCCUCCUUAAUUUGUUUGAGCCAAUCAGUUGUGUUGUGACAAGGUAGGGGGGUAUAGAGAAUAUAGCCCUAUUUGGUAAAAGAGAAACGACAGUCCAUCAUUACUUUAAGACAUGAAGGUCAGUCAAUACAGAACAUUUCAAGAACUUUGAAAGUUUCUUCAAGUGCAGUCGCAAAAACCAUCAAGUGCUAUGAUGAAACUGGCUCUCAUGAGGACCGCCACAGGAAUGGAAGACCCAGUGUUACCUCUGCUGCAGAGGAUAAGUUCAUAAGAGUUACCAGCCUCAGAAAUUGCAGCCCAAAUAAAUGCUUCACCGAGUUCAAGUAACAGACACAUCUCAACAUCAACUGUUCAGAGGGGACUGUGUGAAUCAGGCCUUCAUGGUCGAAUUGCUGCAACGAAACCACUGCUAAAGGACACCAAUAAGAAGAAGAGACCUGCUUGAGCCAAGAAACCCGAGCAAUGGACAUUAGACCGGUGGAAAUGUGUCCUUUGGUCUGGAGUCCAAAUUUGAGAUUUUUGGUUCCAACCGCCAUGUCUUUGUGAGACGCGGUAUGGGUGAACGGAUGAUCUCUGCAUGUGUAGUUCCCACCAUAAAGUAUGGAGGAGGAGGUGUUAUUGCUUUGGGAUGAGUCGGACGGCAGAGUGAAGGAAAAGCAGCCAACAAGUGCUCAGCAUGUGGGAACUCCUUCAAGGCUGUUGGAAAAGCAUUCCAGGUGAACAUUCCAGGUGAAGCUGGUUGAGAGAAUGCCAACAGUGUGCAAAGCUGUCAUCAAGGCAAAGGGUGGCUAUUUGAAGAAUCUGAAAUAUCAAAUAUUUUUUGAUUUGUUUAACACAGGGGUGUCAAACGUCCGGCCCGCGGGCAGGAUCAGGCCCGCAAACGGGUUUAAUCCGGCCCGCGAGAUGAUUUUGUAAAGUAUAAAAAUGCGCUGCAAUUUUUCAAUAAAAUAAACUGCUGUUCCAAUUGCGUCCACUGGAUGGCGCAAUAGCAAUUGUGUUAAGCAAGCAAACUGUUUAUACCGGGGCAGAGCAAGUAGGUAAAGUCUGUGUUUACUCACAGCCGAGACAUCAGUGACGCUGCAGUGAAAGCUAGCUACCUCAUUGCUAAUGAAAUCGCAGUGGCUUCAAAACCAUUUAGUGAGGGUGAAUUUGUAAAAACAUGCAUGAUGAAGGCAGCGGAGAUUGUGUGCCCUGAAAAGCGUCAGGCUUUUGUAAAUAUCAGCCUGACAAGAAACACAGUUGCAGACAUAAUUUCCGAUCUUUCAGUGGAUUUGGACAGCCAGUUGAAGCAAAAAGUAAAGUCAUUUAUUGCGUUUUCGGUUGCAAUUGAUGAAAGCACGGACAUUACAGAUGUUGCACAACUGGCCAUUUUCAUCCGCGGAGUUGAUGACACAUUGACCGUCACCGAGGAGUUCGUGGAGUUGGUGCCGAUGACAGAUACAACGACAGCAGCUGAUAUUUUUACCGCACUCGUCGGCGUGCUGGACAGGGUCGGAGUGGACUGGUCCCGCGCUGUCAGCCUGGCUACAGAUGGUGCGCCCUCAAUGAUCGGGAAAAAAGCAGGCGUUGUGACAAAGUUCAGAGAGAAAGUGCAAUCUGCAAAUGGAGGAUGUGAUUUUUUGACUUUUCACUGUAUUUUGCACCAGGAGGCUUUGUGUUGCAAGUCAUUAAAGAUGGAUAACGUCAUGAAGGUGGUCAUCCAAACUGUUAAUUUCAUCCGACCCAGAAGCCUGAAUCACCGUCAGUUUGACAGCCUUCUCAGAGAGAAAGACCACAUAUAUGGCCUGCCAUACCACACUGAGGUAAGAUGGUUAAGCCGAGGUGCUGAGGCGUUUCUUUGAUUUACGAGAAGAAAUUGAACAGUUCAUGGAAGAAAAGGGCAAACCAGUGUUAGAAUUCCAUUCCGCAGAAUGGAUGCAGGACCUUGCAUUUAUGGUGGAUGUUACAGAGCACGUGAAUAACUUGAACAAACAGCUGCAAGGGCGCAACAAAGUUGUCACGCAGUAUUAUGACAGCAUACGUUCUUUCAAGUUGAAGCUGUCAUUGUGGGAGACGCAACUUGCCGGUGGUGAUGCAGCUCACUUCCCCUGUCUGAAAAAUGUGUGCGCGACCCAACAUGUGGCAGACAUGAAGCGGUUCAAAGAUAAAAUAACGGGACUGUUACGGGAGUUUGAGCAACGCUUUCAGAUUUUUGGUGAACUGGAGAAAGACUUCAACGUUUUUUGCUCGCCAUUCACCGUGAAUCCCUUUGAUCUGCCCGUCAGCAUCCAACUUGAAAUAGACUUGCAGUGUGACUCGGAUUUGAAGGGCAAAUUUGCUGCAGCUGGCUUGGACACAUUUAAUCAGAAUCUCUUGCCAGGUUACCCCAACUUGACAGCCCUCGCUGCAAAACUGUUGUGCAUAUUUGGAACCACAUAUCUUUGUGAGCAAGUUUUCUCUGUAAUGAGCAUAAAUAAAACAAAGCUGCGCUCAAGGCUCACGCACAAGCACUUGAAUCACAUCCUGAAGUUGGCUGCCACUCAGGAUGUGACGCCUGAUAUUGAUGCGCUGGUGAAAGCUAAAAGAUGCCAGGUAUCAGGAGUCAAAUAAACUAUGCAACCCCACUUAAAGUGCUACAUGAGACACCCUGAUAUAGUUCUGUGAUCUGUGAUAUACUUCUGUGAAUCACUGAGGCAUUGUGUGUUUGUGUGUUCUUUGUCCUCAGAACUUUCAAAUAACUUGAGGUGUUUUAUGAUUAAUAGUGAUGUUGUGCUUUUGGACACACUGUCCUCAGGCUCCAGCUUUAUGUUUAUAUGUUUUUAUGUUGAUGUGCUAUUGUUUUUAAUUUAUUUUAUUUUAUUUGUAUAUUUAACCUAUUCUUGACUCUGUGGUUCUUGCACUUGUUUGGGGAACAGGAUUUCAUUCUUUUUAUCUACAUUUCUGCCUGAGAAAUGACCCCCUGAUAUAGUUCUGUGAUCUGUGAAACAGUUCUGUUAAUCACUGAGGCAUUGUGUGUUUGUUCUUUUUCUUUAGAAUUUUCAAAUAAACUUGACGUGUUUUAUGAUUAAUAGUGAUGUUGUGCUUGUACUAUUUUGGACACACUGUCCUCAGGCUCCAGCUUUAUGUUGUAUGUUGAUCGUAUUAAAACAAAGAAAACAAUCUGAAGCUGUUGUUUUUAAGUUAUAUAUAUAUACCAUGAUUUUUCCUGUCCGGCCCACUUGGGAAUAGAUUUUCCUCCAUGUGGCCCCUGAGCUAAAAUGAGUUUGACACCCCUGGUUUAACACUUUUGGUUACUACAUGAUUCUGUAUGUUAUUUCAUAGUUUUGAUGUCUUCACUAUUAUUCUACAAUGUAGAAAAUAGUAAAAAUAAAGAACCCUUGAAUGAGUAGGUGUGUCCAAACUUUUGACUGGUACUCUGUGUGUGUGUGUGUGUGUGUGUGUGUGUGUGUGUAUGUAUGUAUGUAUGUAUGUAUGUAUAUAUACAGUGGGGGAAAAAAGUAUUUAGUCAGCCACCAAUUGUGCAUGUUCUCCCACUUAAAAAGAUGAGAGAGGCCUGUAAUUUUCAUCAUAGGUACACGUCAACUAUGACAGACAAAAUGAGAAAAAAAAAUCACAUUGUAGGAUUUUUAAUGAAUUUAUUUGCAAAUUAUGGUGGAAAAUAAGUAUUUGGUCAAUAACAAAAGUUUCUCAAUACUUUGUUAUAUACCCUUUGUUGGCAAUGACACAGGUCAUUCCUCCAUGCAGAUCUCCUCUAGAGCUGUGAUGUUUUGGGGCUGUCGCUGGUCAACACGGACUUUCAACUCCCUCCAAAGAUUCUCUAUGGGGUUGAGAUCUGGAGACUGGCUAGGCCACUCCAGGACCUUGAAAUGCUUCUUACGAAGCCACUCCUUUGUUGCCCGUGCUGUGUGUUUGGGAUCAUUGUCAUGCUGAAAGACCCAGCCACGUUUAAUCUUCAAUGCCCUUGCUGAUGGAAGGAGGUUUUCACUCAAAAUCUCACGAUACAUGGCCCCAUUCAUUCUUUCCUUUACACGGAUCAGUCGUCCUGGUCCCUUUGCAGAAAAACAGCCCCAAAGCAUGAUGUUUCCACCCCAUGCUUCACAGUAGGUAUGGUGUUCUUUGGAUGCAACUCAGCAUUCUUUGUCCUCCAAACACGACGAGUUGAGUUUUUACCAAAAAGUUCUAUUUUGGUUUCAUCUGACCAUAUGACAUUCUCCCAAUCCUCUUCUGGAUCAUCCAAAUGCACUCUAGCAAACUUCAGACGGGCCUGGACAUGUACUGGCUUAAGCAGGGGGACACGUCUGGCACUGCAGGAUUUGAGUCCCUGGCGGCGUAGUGUGUUACUGAUGGUAGGCUUUGUUACUUUGGUCCCAGCUCUCUGCAGGUCAUUCACUAGGUCCCCCCGUGUGGUUCUGGGAUUUUUGCUCACCGUUCUUGUGAUCAUUUUGACCCCACAGGGUGAGAUCUUGCAUGGAGCCCCAGAUCGAGGGAGAUUAUCAGUGGUCUUGUAUGUCUUCCAUUUCCUAAUAAUUGCUCCCACAGUUGAUUUUCUUCAAACCAAGCUGCUUACCUAUUGCAGAUUCAGUCUUCCCAGCCUGGUGCAGGUCUACAAUUUUGUUUCUGGUGUCCUUUGACAGCUCUUUGGUCUUGGCCAUAGUGGAGUUUGGAGUGUGACUGUUUGAGGUUGUGGACAGGUGUCUUUUAUACUGAUAACAAGUUCAAACAGGUGCCAUUAAAACAGGUAACGAGUGGAGGACAGAGGAGCCUCUUAAAGAAGAAGUUACAGGUCUGUGAGAGCCAGAAAUCUUGCUUGUUUGUAGGUGACCAAAUACUUAUUUUCCACCAUAAUUUGCAAAUAAAUUCAUAAAAAAUCCUACAAUGUAAUUUUCUGGAUUUUUUUCCCUCAAUUUGUCAGUCAUAGUUGACGUGUACCUAUGAUGAAAAUUACAGGACUCUCUCAUCUUUUUAAGUGGGAGAACUUGCACAAUUGGUGGCUGACUAAAUACUUUUUUUCCCCCACUGUGUGUGUGUGUGUGUAUAUGUGUGUGUGUGUAUAUAUAUAUAUAUAUAUAUAUAUAUAUAUAUAUAUAUAUAUAACCAAGGAAAAUAACAUUUUUGACUACACUGGGCCUUUUAAACAGUUAAGUUAACCUCCCAGUAACCUGCAGAUGGAAAGUAAGCAUGUACAUGUGGUGACAUGUUUGUUGUGCAUGGUCCCUGACAAUUAAACUAAAACUAGUCUAGGACGAGGACUGAUGGUCAAUCUUGUGUGUCUCUCUUCUUCCCAGAUCAAAGGCUCGUGGUCGGGGAAGAGUGGGGCGGAGGACACUGCUAACCCCUACAGCUAUAACAACAUCAUUACUAACUGCUGCUCUGUACUCUGUGGACCCAUGCCUCCCAGGUGAGACUCAACCUGGUUUAUAAUGCAUAUUUGAUAGGGUUUGAGUCAGUACAUUUUUAAAAUCUCUCCAUUGUUUUCUGAGGAUUUUCUCCAAAGCAUGAAUUUAAUUUCUAUCCACUCCUUGAAUUGACUAAACAGGAAACUGAAUUGACCCUAACCCUGAAGCCUAACCUUUCUGACUAACCUGUUUCCUCCAUGUUGUCCCGUGUCAGUUUGAUUGACAGGCGAGGCUUCGUACCGGUGGAGGAGUCAUCCCAGACAGUUGCCACGGAGAUAGAGCUGCCCAUGCUGGCUGCUAAGAACGAGAUAAACGUGGUAGGAGGGCCCACGCCGUCACAGCUGCCCCCCUCCCCUUUACCUGCAACCCCCAACCCCCCUCAGCCUGACUGGCAGACCCCAGUUUAGUUGCCUGUUCUAACCCAACCCCCUUUGACUGUUUGCUGACUGGCUGUUGUGUAUGGGGUCACCCUCUCAUGACAGUCCCACAUACCAGUGUACUGUUUAACUAUUGGUCAGGAUCCAGUACAGACCAGUGUACUGUAUUACUGUGGGUCAGGAUCCAGUACAGACCAGUGUACUGUAUUACUGUGGGUCAGGAUCCAGUACAGACCAGUGUACUGUAUUACUAUUGGUCAGGAUCCAGUACAGACCAGUGUACUAUAUUACUGUGGGUCAGGAUCCAGUACAUACCAGUGUACUUUAUUACUAUUGGUCAGGAUCUGGUAUUCAGGACAUUACAGCUGGUGAUUUCAGUAAAAACAACAAAGGACACCUGGGUUUCUCCCUACUCCCCACUGUUGUUUUGGUCAUUACAUAUGGUGUUGCCUGGUCCUGGUAGCCUAGUCUACACCAGACUGUUCAUCGUUUACAGCUGACAGUAAAAGACGAGGAAGUGAAACCGGAUGCUAGGCCAUGUUUGACCUGGGUGUAGCUCAACGUCUUAACGUCAUAACCAGGCAACUCAGUGUUAUUUAUGUCUUUUCAUUUCAGUGAAAAGGGGAACAUAGCCUAUAGAUGAUUCAUCCACUUCCUAGCUGGGUUAGAGGCUUUGCUGUUGUUGUUUUUGAGGUUGAGAAAACUUAGGUGCUAGGAGUUUAUUAAAACAUGUUGGUUUACAAAGUGUGACUGCCAUUGGGCUAUUUAGUUCAGUCUGACAGCAGUGGCACUCUCCACUGUUUGCUUCUUCCAAACCAACAGGCCUUUCUUCUGUUUACACUCAAGCAAUAUAGGGACAAGCUAACCUAACCUUUUACUUUAAGGAUACAAGGGCUCAAUAUUGUCUGCUGGAAGUUUGCAUAUUAUGUAUAUUUUUGCACAGAAGAAGUUAGACCAUGUACAGUAUUAGUUCAGAAUUUAUACUUUUAGCAAACACAUGCUGGUAAUGGAAGUGGUUACUGCUGGAAAUGUACCUGUCACAAACACAUAUCUGUACCCAAGUGCUGUUUUAAUUUGUCUCAAUCUGGAAACAAUCUGGUCAGCUGAAAUAGUGGGGGAAAUGUUUUAUUGAUGCACAUGGAAUUUACAGAUUGAUGCACAUGGAAUUUACAGAUAUUGAACACACUCAUUUGGCUUUCCUCAAUGUUCUUGUUGUCGUCUGUAUUUAAUAUUUGUCUCUGACGUGAGUCUGUUAUUACAUUUACAUUUUAGUCAUUUAGCAGACGCUCUUAUCCAGAGAGACUUACAGUUAGUGCAUAUUUGUAUUUUAUUUUUUCAUACUGGCCCCCCGUGGGAAUUGAACCCACAACCUGGCGUUGCAAACGCUAUGCUCUACCAACUGAGCUACAUCCCUGCCGGCCAUUCCCUCCCCUACCCUGGACUACGCUGGGCCAAUUGUGCGCCGCCCCAUUGGUCUCCCGGUCGCGGAUCUCUAGUGGCACUGCUAGCACUGCGAUGCAGUGCCUUAGACCACUGCGCCACUCAGGAGGUUGUUAUCUGUGUCAUAACACACAAGCUACCUACAUUUUUACAUUUUAGUCAUUUAGCAGACGCUCUUAUCCAGAGCGACUUACAGGAGCAAAUGGGGUUCAGUGACUUGGUCAAGGGGAUUCGAACCAGCGACUCCAACGCUGGCCCAAUGCUCUUAACUACUAGGGUACCUGCCGCCCUCAAGUCAAAAUCAUCUCCCUCUUACUGUUUUCUUAUGCUUUUUUAUAUUUUAUAUAUAUUGUUUGUCUUUGUUUAUUUUGGCAUUUUAAAUAUUUGUCAUUUUGGAUUAUUAUGUCCAUCUGAAAUGUACAGUAUUAAAUAUAUUGCAUUUGUACAGUAUUAAAUAUAUUGCAUUUUAAAAGAAAAUAAACACAUUUAUUUCCAAAUGAGUUCUCAAUAGACAUGCAUAAAAAAAAAAAGAUGUAGCAUAAUCAUAAAUGUGUGAACAGUCCCUAUGUAGUCAUUGUCACUAAGUCUUACCCCUGUGUACGUAUUCCAUAGUGUCAGCUGGUAAUGUGUCUCUCUGUACUUGUGUGUGUACUGGAUGUCCCAUCACCACCCACCACUAGGAGGAUAACUGUCUGGACUUUGCUGUGUCCUGUGCUGGCUGAUGAGCCAGGUUUGUGGAGACAGACAGGUUGGUGAGAUGACCCCAGGUAGAGUGCAGUGCAGGGUGUUUGGCUGGCCUUAUCCAUCUCUGUGGCUACUGUGUCUGCAUCUGGGUCAAUUGAGGAAGUGAAUUUUAAUGUCAAUUCACUUAUUUGAAAUUUCUAGGGGGCCCUCUCUGUGGCUGGUUGCUGUCUGCUUUUCUUGCUGCCUGCCUGGCUGGCUUCUUUCACAGUGCUGCUAUGCUUCUUCCUUUACCACGUCUGAUUCCUACCACGUCAGGCUGUAUCCCAUCACACACAAACUCAAGCUCCAGACUUGUGAGAUUUGCAAUAUCAGACGCUCAAAAACUGAGGAAAGGAUAAUGGUACAUUUGUUGUACUUUAAUUGCUAUAUUUGUAUUGUUUUCUUGUCAGCUAUGCCCGUGCAGAUACACUCAUGCAUGCUUAAAUGCACAGAUCCACUGAGCUCAAAGUAUUGGGACAGUGAAAUUGUUGAUUUGGCUCUAUGCUCCAGCACUUUGGAUUUGAAAUGAUACAAUGACUGGGGUUAAAGUGCAGACUGUCAGCUUUAAUUUGAGGUUAUUUUCAUCCAUAUCGGGUGAACCGUUUAGUAAUUACAGCACUUUAUGCACAUAGUACCCCCAUUUUAGGGGACCAAAGUAUUGGGACAAAUUCACUUGUGUAUUAAAGCAGUCAAAAGUUUAGUAUUUGUUCCCAUAUUCCUAGCACGCAAUGAUUACAUCAAGCUUGUGACUCUACAAACAUGUUGGAUGCAUUUGCUUUUUGUUUUGGUUGUGUUUCAGAUAACUUUGUGGCCAAUAGAAAUGAAUGGUAAAUAAUGUAUUGUCAUUUGAGUAACUUUUAUAAUAAAUAACAGUAGAAUAUGUUUCUAAACACUUUAACAUUAAUGUGGAUGCUACCAUGAUUAUGGGUAGUCCUGAAUGAAUUGUGAAUAAUGAGUGAGAAAGUUAGACACACAAGUAUCAUCCCCCUCCCCUGUUAUUGUAAUGGUGAAAGGUUAGCAUGUCUUGGGGGUAUGAUAUUUGUGUGAUAUCUGUAACUUUCUCACUCAUCAUUAUUCACAAUUCAUUCAGGACUAUCUUUAAUCAUGGAAGCGUCCACAUUAAUGUAGAAGUGUUUAGAAACAUUCUAUUCUUAUUAACAAUUGAAUUUGUCCCAAAACAUUUGGUCCCCUAAAAUGGGUGUACUAUCUAUGUACAAAAAGUGCUGUAAUUUCUAAAUGGGUCACCCGAUAUGGCUGAAAAUACCCUCAAAUGAAAGCUGACAGUCUGCACUUUAACCUCCCAGUCAUUGUAUAAUUUCAAAUCCAGUGCUGGAGUAUAGAGCCAAAACAACCAAAAAUGUACUUUUGGAGCACACCAGACAAUGAUCAAAAUAACAUGUUCAUGCAGUAGACUUAAUCGCUUACAGCGAGUCAGUCUUCACACCUGCUUAUUUCUUUUCUCUUUCGAAGCAUAAAUGGCUUGACAGAAUUGUUCCUGAGGAGAAAAUGCAAACCCUAAACCCUUCUAAAUUCCCCUUGGUGGGCAGGUUCUGAAUGUGUUAAAUGUGUGCUGACAGCUACGCCAGUUCUUUACAUAACAUCGUAAAAGCAUCUCUGUCUUCUCUACUCAACCAGUCAGACAUGCAAUCAUCUCCACAGUACAAUGUUUAUGCUCUGGUGGCUUUUGUUGGCCUUUGUUACUUCAUCUUUCAAGUAACUUUCAUUGAUCUGUCAUUUUUGCAAGUGAGAAUAAACCCCUCAAAGGACUUUUUCUUCAAGGCAAUCGCCUCGUCUCCAGCCGUUAAGGAAUCUUACCUGACUCUCAAACGAGAAUUUGACGUGAUCUCUGGUACUGUGGGAAUACCAUGGCUGGAUUGAUACAACAGCACUGUUACUUUGUGACUCCAAGUAACAUUUCAUCCUCAUCUGCAUGGUUACCCCUCACCAAAGCGACUGUCGGCUACCAAUCAUCAUCAGAAUACCUGCAUGUCCUUCUUGCACCACUAUAAUGACCUUUUGACCCAUAGCUUUGCUCUGCAUAGCUGUCUGAGGGACCUGUCCUCUCCCUGGGGGGAUUUAUUUCUCUUAAAUAUUGCUUUCUUAUUUCUGUUUGUUGCUUCUGUCAUUUUCUGCUCAGCUGUUUCUCAGUCUUUUUUCCAACUCCUCCAAUGAUGUCUUAUUCUUUGCUUUUCUGUCUUCCCCUUUAUCUUAUCUUGCUCGCUCUGCCUCUUUCUCUCUUGCUCGCUCUGCCUCUCUCUCGCUCGCUCUCUCUGCCGCUCGCUCUCUCUCGCUCGCUCUCCUUCCACCCAAUGCACACAGGGAACUAAAGACCUGUUGGAGUCGGCCUCUCCAUGCCCCCAGACAGGGAAACCCCAGACCGUCUCUACUUCCUGUCUAGACAGCAUCGACCCAACUGACCCUGCGGUGACCUUUAACCCUGCUGUGACCUCUGACCCUGUUGCUGUACCCUCUCUGACAUGCGGAGGCCGCCACCACAGCCAUACCACCAGCCCUCCGGACGAACCCCGCCAGCAGCACCGCCACCAUAACCGGCACCACAAGACCCGGUCAAAGCGGAGCAGCAGCAAGCGGGUUGCUCUCCACAUCUCCAACCCGGCUUACAACGUCAGCCUCAGCCCCCCCACCUUUCCAGGCCUGGGGCCUAGUCAUGGUACAGGGGCAGAGGACCACAGAUGA
This is a messenger RNA of Coregonus sp. 'balchen', 15825 nucleotides long. NCBI's taxonomy places the organism in Eukaryota, Metazoa, Chordata, Actinopteri, Salmoniformes, Salmonidae. The record is from the annotation of a GenBank genome assembly.